GGGAUAGCCUUGGAGUUCUCCAGUAAGUGCAGCUUGUCUGUCAGUCCGACACCAAUUUGUUCAGCAGCAUAAGGCCUUCUUCUGUGAAAGGCAGGCAAAGAUCUCCACCGAUGUUGGCUGGUGGUAGAAAUCUCCCUCUGACUUUUUUAUCACUCACCAACAGAGGACUCUGGACCAGGAAGAAUUUUAAACCACUGCCUGCUCUCUGCUCUUCAGCCUCAACACUUUCCUCCAUCCUUCCAUCUCCUCCUUCAUCUACCCCCAGCCACAGCUUCUUAUCCACCAGACAAACCUCAGCUCCUCUUCAUCCACCUGUUUGCUUCUCUUCUACCCGCUGCUUGUCUCAUUCUGCUCAUUGCACCGGCCUGAUGGAGUUAAAGCAAGUUCUGCAGGUGUUGGAGCAGCUCGCCCCUUUGUCUCUCGCUGAGUCGUGGGAUAAUGUCGGCUUGCUGGUCGAGCCAAGCAAACCUCGGCCUGUAAAAACCAUCCUGCUGACCAACGACCUCACAGCGGCUGUCAUGGAGGAGGCCGAGGCCGCGAGCUGCGACCUCAUUAUUUCAUACCACCCGCCAUUGUUCCGGCCAAUCAAGCGCCUGGUUCAGAAAGACUGGAAGCAGCGAUUGGCCGUCCGGGCUGUGGAGGCGGGGAUAGCCGUCUUCUCCCCUCACACCUCGUGGGACAGUGUGAAAGGAGGCGUGAACGACUGGCUGGUCGGGGGACUCGGCAGCGGUCGGGUGUCGGUGCUGAGCCAGGCCCUCGGUGGCGCCUCCCACAGCCACAAACUGGAAUUCACGGUCAGGAGCACUGAGGAGCUGAACACUGUUAUGGAGGAACUGAAGGCUGUUGAUGGUGGAACAACACUACAGCAUACAGCCAGCAGACCAGACAGCGGUGGUAUCCCUGUCAGCAUAACCUGCAGUGACUCAGCACUGACACCGAGUGUCCAGACUUUGUUACGACACAGCACUCCCAGCCAGUCCCUCAGCAUCCUGAAGCUAGAGAAGCCUCCUCUCCCGGGCCACGGCCAGGGACGACUCAGUGUUUUGGAUGAGCCGGUAACCGUGGCAACAGCCAUCCAGAAAAUGAAGUCCCACUUGGGUCUGAGUCACCUCCGUUUGGCUCUGGGUUCGGGGCAGACGAUGGAGUCGUCUGUGAGCACCGUGGCUGUGUGUGCUGGCUCUGGGGCCUCGGUGCUGAGUGGAGUCAAGGCAGAUCUCUACGUCACAGGUGAGAUGUCCCACCACGAAGUGCUGGACGCUGCAGCGAACGGAACCAGCGUCAUCCUCAGUGACCACAGCAACAGCGAGCGAGGUUUCCUGGCUGUGUUCAGGGAGAGGCUGGCCGUGCGUCUCCCCGAUGUUGUGACAGUGAUGGUGUCGAAGGCCGACAGGGACCCUCUGGAGGUCGUCUGACCUCCUCUGUACCAGUUAGUCCGUUGGAUAACUUCACACUGUUUAGAUCGGACAAAACUGAGCGAUCCAAAUGUGUCAAGCUCUUCACGUAAAGCCGUCCGCUGACUGUACAGUUUCUGAGAGAACAAGCUGUGCCUCACGCUAUGAUGGAAAUCGCGUCCUCGGUACAUGUUGUGCUGUUUAUCGUGUGUUUCUGGCAGGGUCUUAAUAAAAAUGGGUUCUGGCUGAUCGAAAUGGGCUGUAGGCGUGUUGGAUGAGGAAACAUCAUCAGCCUACAGACGCAGUGAGAGGCGAAGUGAAGCAUGUAAUCUAUAAUCUAAAUGCAUGCGGCUCGUACAUGCAGCGCAUCUAUUCACGCUUAAUCCUGAUAGUCAGUGACCUCAAGUUUGAGUUUGCUUCGGUGCGACGAGACAUUCAGCAGAUUUCCCCCUAAAAGGAGGCAUGUUUACAUCAUGUACAGGGGGAAAAAUUAGGUAAUCCUCAUCAGAUUAAAAGCUUCCAUCAUAAACACGCUAUACAGGAAACUGCAUCAACCUGAGUCAGCUGUGAGAGUUUAAAGGCAAAUCACAACACGGAACUCUCAGUGAUGAAUAAGAAUAUGACCAGGAUUCUUAACAGGAUGACCUUUAGGCCUUUGUGAGAAAACACAGGUGGACAUCAAACCAUUUAGCACAUACAUGUCAAAGAGCAGGCUGAUGGUAAUACUUCAUGCGCUGUCAACAGCCCGCGCCGCCGUCCCCCGCUCCAGUAACGGUUAAAACAA
This is a messenger RNA of Stegastes partitus (bicolor damselfish), 2175 nucleotides long. RefSeq names its product NIF3 NGG1 interacting factor 3-like 1 (S. cerevisiae) (gene nif3l1). Lineage: Eukaryota; Metazoa; Chordata; Actinopteri; Pomacentridae. Gene Ontology annotation, cellular component: cytoplasm; mitochondrion. The transcript has 7 exons. The record is from RefSeq and is a predicted model, not a curated record. The coding region runs from base 111 to 1412 and encodes 433 amino acids.